Messenger RNA from Coprinopsis cinerea okayama7#130, 201 nucleotides. RefSeq lists its product as hypothetical. Bases 1 to 201 code for a protein of 66 amino acids. The record is from RefSeq and is a predicted model, not a curated record. NCBI's taxonomy places the organism in Eukaryota, Fungi, Basidiomycota, Agaricomycetes, Agaricales, Psathyrellaceae. The transcript is spliced from 2 exons.
AUGCACCAAUCCCUCAACACAUGGCUUGCCGACCAUCUGCAUACUCCAAAGGCCCGUGGCAUUGAAGAAGACCCGAGCAGGACCCAUCAACUUCGGCGGGCUAUACCAAUAGAGGCGGCACUGGAGGAGACUUUCACGUGGGAUCACACUCCAGCGUUUCCUUCUGUUGUUCUCCUUGUUCCUUUCGUGGUGAACCCAUAA